GUUGGUGGUGGUGUGGUUCUCUAUAAAGAUACUACAUACUUUCACCUCUGUGCCAAAAUACCUUCCCUUUUCUUCCUCUGAAACUGCUGGAAAAAAAGAAUGGGAAACUGCCAAGCUACUGAUGCAGCCACUCUGGUUCUUCAGCACCCGUGCGGGAAAAUCGAGAGAUUCUGUUGGCCUUUGAGUGCUCGUGAGGUUAUGAAGAUGAACCCCGGUCACUAUGUUGCUCUGCUUAUAUCCACCACCUUCUAUCAUUCCAAUCCUCGUAACAAUAAUGAUAAAACUUCACGGUCACAACAGACGGAUGUCAGCCCUGUUCGCUUGACCAGGAUUAAGCUUCUUCGACCGACGGAUACUCUUCUUCUCGGUCAUGUUUACAGGCUCAUUACCACUCAAGAGGUUAUGAAGGGAUUGAAUGCGAAGAAACAUGCAAAGACGAAGAAGAACCAAGACUAUGCGGCCGAGAAACCAUAUGAGAAGGCUGCUGGUCAGAGAUCUGAACCGGAAAGACAACGAUCGAGGUCGAACUCUGUGGCCAGAUCAAAGACAUGGCAGCCUUCAUUACAGAGCAUCACCGAGCCUACAAGCUGAAGAUAUUUUUCAUGUUUUUUUUUUUGCCACAUUAAAUUGCUGCACAAGAGACAUAAAAGAACCCCCAAGCUUCUUUUUUUAACAUGUAAAAAAACCAAUACAUGCAGUUUCUCUCACUGUAGGAUCCAUAUGUAGUCUAGCAAAACCCAGAAAAACCUCACCUUUCUUCAACCUGCAGAUCUGAGCUACAUGCAUAAUUGAUUGUACAUCCAAAAGAAAAAGGAAAAAACCCGACUGAGUUGUAAUUUCCAGUAAUGUUUUGCAA
Messenger RNA from Hibiscus syriacus, 856 nucleotides. RefSeq lists its product as uncharacterized. Lineage: Eukaryota; Viridiplantae; Streptophyta; Magnoliopsida; Malvales; Malvaceae. The coding region runs from base 100 to 591 and encodes 163 amino acids. The record is from RefSeq and is a predicted model, not a curated record. The transcript has 2 exons.